GAAAGUCUCUCCAUUAUAAAAAAGGAACAUAGGGCUUUCCUCUCUUUCUCGUAUGCAAAGAAACACAAUAAUGGCGCUGAAGCUGCACGGACCAGCCAUGUCCACAAGCACCUCUCUUGUGAUAACCUGUCUCCAUGAGAAAGAAGUAGAUUUUGAGCUCGUCCCUGUUGAUCUUUUUGCCGGCGAACAUAAGCAGCCUCAUUUCCUAGCCAAGAAUCCCUUUGGUCAGGUUCCGGUUCUUGAAGAUGGUGAUCUCACUUUAUUUGAAUCAAGAGCAAUCUCAACAUACGUAGCUGAAAAGUUCAAAGAAACUGGCUAUGAUCUAACAAGGCAACAAAACCUGCAAGAAGCUGCAUUAGUGAAGGUAUGGAUGGAGGUAGAAUCUCAGCAAUUCUGCCCUGCAAUAGCUCCAAUUGUCUACCAAUUUUACGUGGAUCCUCUUAAAGGUGUUUCGCCUGAUCAAGCAAUGAUUGACGUCAACUUAGAGAAGCUAGGGAAAGUGCUGGACAUAUACGAAGCUAGGCUGAGUAGCACCAAGUACCUGGCAGGAGAUUUCUAUAGUUUGGCUGAUCUUCACCACAUUCCUUACACGCACUAUCUCAUGAAAACUCCUGCAGCUUCCGUCAUUAAUGAACGUCCUCAUGUGAAGGCUUGGUGGGAGGAUAUUUCUUCCAGGCCAGCUUCUAAGAAAACAGCAGAAGGUAUGACUUUUGGUGAGAAAUGAAAUUAUCUUGAAGACUCGAGCAUUAAUAUUACAACUAUUUCAAGAGCUAGCUAGAUUUUAUAAAAUUGUGAUCUUAAUGUGCUGGAAUUAUUGGAACAAUGUACCAAAUAAAAUUUUCUCUUCCCAACGGUUAAGUUUUUCAGUA
Molecule: messenger RNA, 869 nt
Organism: Hevea brasiliensis (rubber tree)
Lineage: Eukaryota; Viridiplantae; Streptophyta; Magnoliopsida; Malpighiales; Euphorbiaceae
Product: glutathione S-transferase F13-like
Exons: 3
Coding region: 53-724 (223 amino acids)
Cellular component (GO): cytoplasm
Molecular function (GO): glutathione binding; glutathione transferase activity
Source: RefSeq, a predicted model, not a curated record